UAAGUUUUGAUCAAAAUUGUCACAUAGAGUAGAUAGAGUUUCAGUUUUAAGUUUUUGCUAUUUGUCGGAUGCUUUGAUAAACAAUACAUUAAAUUAAAAAGUUUUGAUUGCCAUGGCGGGAAACGGAGAUAUAAUGGAUGGUAUAGAGCCAUGCCGUACAUGUGGUAUUUUCUAUUUGACAACAUCAAAUUUUCUGCGCAAGUUUUUCGAUUCAUCAACUGAUGAAUACGAUUUGUCAAAUAUUCGUACUGAAUUAGCUGCAUGGAGUGUUCAGAUUAUAAAGGACGAUGGCUUGCCGCAGUAUAUUUGCACCUGUUGUAUACUUGAAUUUCAAAAGAUGUUCAAAUUUCGUGGGCUUUGCGUUGAACUACAAACCCAAUGGAGACAUUUUUACAAUGUACGAGCAGAGAAUAAAUUAUAUAUUAAAAAGGAGCUAACCGAUCCGGAUGAGAAAACUGAAAAUAUUUGUGAUUUUAUUUACGUAGACGACAUUAGCGACAAUGAGUACAACGGCGAGGGAGGAGGUGGUUUUACACCAUUCAAGAUUCCACAUGUUCCUAUCAAAGAAGAAAGUCCAGAUGAUGCUGCGGGUCAAAAUGAGAGCAUUAUUCUUGGAGUGAAAGAAACAUUUAACACCAGUAGUAAUCAAAUGGAAACAUCAGAAGAAACAAACUUUGCACACAACAUAAGCUAUCUUACGAAUUCCAAUUCAAAUAGUCUUGAUUCUCCAGUAUCUCAGCUUUUGGAUGAACCGGUAAACCAGCUGCCCCCAUUUGAACCAAACCAAGAAGUAUCAACAUCGGUUCAGUGUAGUUUAUGUCGCCAUAUGUCUGUUAGUGCAGAGUUACAUAGGCAACAUAUGAAGCGAAUACAUGAAAUAAAAGAUUUGGUGUGUCACAUAUGCGGAAAAGAAUUCAAAAAUUCUACUGCUACCCGCCUAAAGUUUCAUCUGAAAUGGCACAGAAUAAGCAAACAUAUUAAGUGCGCUCAGUGCGGCUUUUUCUGUGACUCUCGCGCAACUCUUAAGGAACAUACCAGAGCAAUACAUUCAAAGAUCGAAUGUACCACUUGUGGUAAACGCGUCUUGGGGAAAAAGAUGAAAAUUCAUAUGCGGGGGCAUAAAUUGAGAUCGUGGUCGUGCUCUUACUGUGAUGAAGUAUUUCAGACAGAAAACGUGCUUGAGGCACAUAUUUGGCAAAUACAUGCACAAGAAGAGAAUCUGUCAAUCACAACAGAAGAGAAUAACACUCGCAAUAAGUUGUUGGCAGAACAAUCUUCGUCUUGUAGUCAAUGCAAUCAGUUUUAUACCACCCAAUACGAAUUAAAUGCACAUAAGCUGCAAUGCCAUUUGAUGCCAAAUACUUUCGAUACUGAGUCUUACGCUAGUUCGGACCUUCAAAGCGAACAAUUCCACUACCAAGACCCAGCAGAUAUCCUGCAAGUGCCUACUACAAAUUUACCAAAUACUAACAAAGGCACCGGAGUCAAUGAGGGAAACUCAUACACCUCAUGUAAUAAUGAUGCAGUCACGCAAAUUAUUUCUUCUGACGAGGAAACUUGUGAUAGUGAUAGUUAUUCCGCAGCGUCAAAAGAUUUCGCUUGCCCAAAAUGUACACAGACUUUUUCAAGCACUGAACAACUUUGUACGCACUAUCAGCAACAUGUGGAAAAAUCUGGAUUUAACUGCCAGAUAUGUGGAAAAUCGUUUGAACUUAAAUUCAGUCUUAACCGUCAUCUAAAAAAGCAUAAUAGUCAAUAGUUUAAAAUUUAAUUUUGCGCUUCAUUUAUGUAAAUUCAAUCUUCAAAUAUACAUAUAGAGUAUAAUUGUAAACCAGCUAUAUUGAAUACGAUUAAAUGUGAAUAU
Anastrepha ludens (Mexican fruit fly) is the source of this 1864-nucleotide messenger RNA. RefSeq names its product oocyte zinc finger protein XlCOF6 (gene E(var)3-9). Lineage: Eukaryota; Metazoa; Arthropoda; Insecta; Diptera; Tephritidae. Bases 113 to 1759 code for a protein of 548 amino acids. The record is from RefSeq and is a predicted model, not a curated record. The transcript is spliced from 4 exons. Gene Ontology annotation, molecular function: RNA polymerase II transcription regulatory region sequence-specific DNA binding; zinc ion binding; DNA-binding transcription factor activity, RNA polymerase II-specific. Gene Ontology annotation, cellular component: nucleus. Gene Ontology annotation, biological process: regulation of transcription by RNA polymerase II.